CCAAUCAGACGCGGUGUUGUUCCUGAAUAGAACGUUUCCAAGAUGGUGCUUGAAAGCACUAUGGUCUGUGUGGACAACAGUGAAUACAUGAGAAAUGGCGAUUUCAUGCCCACCCGACUACAAGCGCAGCAGGACGCUGUCAACAUCGUGUGUCAUUCAAAAACGCGCAGCAAUCCAGAAAAUAACGUGGGGCUCAUCACCAUGGCCAAUAAUUGUGAGGUCCUGACCACACUUACACCGGACACUGGUCGCAUCCUGUCCAAAUUGCACGCUGUUCAGCCUCGUGGAAAGAUCAGCUUCUGCACUGGCAUUAGGGUAGCCCAUCUGGCACUGAAGCACAGACAGGGUAAAAACCACAAGAUGAGAAUCGUGGCUUUUGUGGGAAGCCCAGUAGAGGACAACGAGAAAGAUCUGGUGAAACUGGCAAAACGGUUGAAGAAAGAAAAGGUCAAUGUGGAUGUGAUCAAUUUUGGAGAGGAGGAAGUGAACACCGAGAAGCUGACUGCAUUUGUCAACACUCUGAAUGGGAAGGAGGGCACAGGCUCCCACCUGGUCACGGUGCCCCCUGGCCCCAGCCUGGCGGACGCUCUGCUCUCCUCACCCAUCCUGGCAGGCGAGGGCGGGACUAUGAUGGGCUUGGGCGCCAGUGACUUUGAGUUCGGGGUGGACCCGAGCGCUGAUCCAGAACUUGCCCUGGCCCUCCGUGUGUCUAUGGAGGAACAGAGGCAGCGGCAAGAAGAGGAGGCUCGCAGAGCGGCUGCGCAGUCGGCAGCAGAAGCAGGCAUUCCCACCCCUACUGCCGAUGAAUCGGAGGAGGCUCUCCUGAAGAUGUCUGUGUCUCAGCCUGAGACAGGUGUGCCAUCACUACCAGAUUUCAGCAGCAUGACUGAGGAGGAGCAGAUUGCUUAUGCCAUGCAAAUGUCCCUGGCUGGGGGAGAAUUUGGUGAAUCGAUGGAUACAGGAGCGCCAAUGGAUACAGCUGAAUCUGCUAAGGAAGAGGAUGACUAUGAUGUAAUGCAAGAUCCAGAGUUUCUCCAAAGUGUGUUGGAGAACCUGCCUGGUGUGGACCCCAACAAUGAGGCUAUUCGUAAUGCCAUGGGCUCUCUGGCUUCUCAGAGUGGGAACAAACCAGAUGGCAAAAAAGAUGAGGACAAGAAGAAAUAAAUAAUGUCACUAGAAAGUGAUGUAUCCACCUGGUAUUGCUUAGAUGAGACAUUUUGGGUGGGUGAAGGAGGAAAAAAAAGAAGCCCAACAAAUAAACUGGGCAGUGAGACCUUCCCAUAAAUGUCCCAGAGAACAAGUUUAGUUACAGGCUUUAUAAAGAAUGGAUGCCCUAAACAUUUUUAAACUCUGGAUGCAUUCAAUUUAACUGAGAUAUUGGCAGUCUAUAGCUCAGAUAUACACAUCAUGCUCUCUCUCUCUUUCUUUCCCCUGUAGUGGUUGCUUCCUGUUUACUGCUGAAUUUUUUUCUUUUCUAUUGCCAUUAAAGAUUUGGUUAAAAUACAA
Molecule: messenger RNA, 1506 nt
Organism: Electrophorus electricus (electric eel)
Lineage: Eukaryota; Metazoa; Chordata; Actinopteri; Gymnotiformes; Gymnotidae
Gene: psmd4a
Product: proteasome 26S subunit ubiquitin receptor, non-ATPase 4a
Biological process (GO): proteasome-mediated ubiquitin-dependent protein catabolic process
Cellular component (GO): nucleus; cytosol; proteasome regulatory particle, base subcomplex
Molecular function (GO): polyubiquitin modification-dependent protein binding
Source: RefSeq, a predicted model, not a curated record